Messenger RNA from Medicago truncatula (barrel medic), 987 nucleotides. RefSeq lists its product as uncharacterized. The coding region runs from base 1 to 987 and encodes 328 amino acids. Lineage: Eukaryota; Viridiplantae; Streptophyta; Magnoliopsida; Fabales; Fabaceae. The record is from RefSeq and is a predicted model, not a curated record. The transcript has 5 exons.
AUGUUGUUGUAUCCGAGGAACUCAUCGGAAGAUUACUGCAGCAGUCUUAAGCUUAACAUUGAUGCCACUGAGCCUACAAGGUACUUCUUGUAUUCCAAUGUGGCUAAAUGUGAGUAUCGGUUUCUGAGCAGUUUUAAAAAUCUAAGAUGUGAAUGUGGUAGUGUUUUGGAUCGUUUCGUUUCAGUGGAAAGUGACAAAGUAUGCAACGGAUUUGUUAAGGAUAGUCCAAAUUUUAUAGUAACUGAUGAUCUAACUGUGUUGCCUAAUUCAAUGGAUGCAAAUUUUGGUCUCCUGAAGAGGUUUGGGAUAAAAAGCACUAGUUUAGUGAAGGAAGUGAAUAUGGACAUCACUGAGAAACAGGUUAAUUCAUCUAUGAAAGGAAACACCUAUUCGUUCUUUCUAUUCGAUAGAAGCAUCGGAUUCAAGCUGAGACUAUUUGUUAGAAAAACAGAUGGUGAGAUAUUGUUUGCUCAAGGAGAAGAAGAUUUUGUUGACUUCCUUUUUAGCUUUCUCACUUUCUGUCUUGGCAGCAUAGAUUCUUUAUAUGCAAGCAUAUCUGAUUUGGAUAGAUUUAGGAUGUUCCUAAAUGAAACCUAUACAAGGUUAAAGUUAGUUGAUCCUAAAUCAUCUAAGGAAGGUCAAGAAGGUUAUGCUAAAGGGCCUGCACUGUUCAUGAUUACAAAUGAUUUGGUUAUAGAACCAAUGUCUCAAAUUUCAGCUUUAUCUCUACUCAAUCGUUUCGAAACUCCUCCUAGUAAUGUGACUGAAAAAGAUGUCUUCAUUGGUCUCAUGGAGGGUUUCACCAUAUUGAAAGCAGCUUUGACAAUUGACAUCAACAUCAGCUCUAACAAACAGUCUCAACCACCUUUUCGCCUUCAGUCCGGAUUGGACCUUAAUGAGAAACAUCUAAAUAACUUCCUACAGAAAGAAACAUGUGACUCUGCAUUGAAUUCACAUCUUCCAGCACAGAUUAGAGAGCUUGGGUGA